Molecule: messenger RNA, 1097 nt
Organism: Cladophialophora immunda
Lineage: Eukaryota; Fungi; Ascomycota; Eurotiomycetes; Chaetothyriales; Herpotrichiellaceae
Exons: 1
Coding region: 92-886 (264 amino acids)
Cellular component (GO): membrane; endomembrane system
Source: RefSeq, a predicted model, not a curated record
CCCACUGUUCGACCAAGAACCAGGGUUCCGCAAGAGGAUGCGACUUCAGUACAUGCAUUGUCGCUAAAGAGCCCUUCGCUGAUAUAGUAUAAUGGCUAAUGCCUCGUCCACCCGGCGGCGCCCCCCUCGAGCUCAGCCUACAACACCAAAGUCCGCUACCACCUCGCCAACAACCACGCCAGAUGAGCCCGAGGACACAACGUCCCGUGUCAUCUCCCCCCUCGAUAUUUUGCGAGUCAUACUCACCUUAAUAUUCGCCUCUUGUCUGCUCUCAUACUACCUCACCUCCGGAACGUCUCUGCUGUUCAAAUACGAACCAUGGUUCCUGAAUCCAUCUAAGCUGUCCCACUGGUGGACCGGGCCAAUAGCCCUCACGCCGGAUCAAUUGGCACACUUUGACGGCAGUGACCCUGCGAAGCCUAUUUAUCUGGCUAUCAAUGGGACGGUCUUUGAUGUUUCUGCCGGAAAGCACACUUACGGACCAGGUGGGAGUUACGAAGUGUUCGCGGGAAGAGACGCUACCCGGGCCUUUGUGACUGGAUGCUUUCUUGACGAUCGGACCGGGGACCUCAGAGGCGCGGAACUGAUUUACAUACCCAUCGAGGACGAUCCAGAUGAAGAGAUAUCGAGUGGGGCAAGGAAACUGCGCGCAGAGAAAGAAAGACGAGAGGCAAAGAGAAAAGUCUUGGAUGAAGUGAGAAGGUGGGAAGAGUUCUACAAGAACCAUAAAAAAUACUUCGAGGUUGGGAAAUUGGUCGGCGUCCCAGAAUAUACAGGUGAACCACCGAAGCUGUGCGACCCUGCAAAGAAGGGGAGGCCGAAGAGGAAGAAUAUGAACUCCAAAAAGGAAAAGAAAAAGGACGCACCAGGAAAACCUGUACAGUAGAGCGAUGCUACGGUUACGACAGACACGGCAAGAGUUCGACCACAUGAUGGUAUAGACGAAAUCUUCUCAGAUUUGGAGUCAUGGAUUGUUUGUGUUUAUCUGCACUUUGCUGGGACUGUAGUUGCAAGCUCCUCAGUUAGCCAGAUUCACCCGAAGACCCCAUUUGAGACAGAACUUCGCAAGUGCCAAUCGUUGAUGGUGACAAUGGUAU